UCAUUUAACUCCACAAAUACGCAGUAUUACAGUAGCCCACCCCAAGGGUCAAGGGUGAAGCAUAAACUUAGAAAUAUGGAAAAGUUGAUCAUUUUCUUGACAGUCCUCUUCUUCCUCUCUUCCUUCACCUCUGCCAAAAUUUCGGUUUUCAACGAAUUUCAGGCUGAUAAUCCCAUUGAAGCGUUCAAUUUAUUCCCAAAAAGACCCGUUAACAUAAUCAAUAGCUCUGAUAAUGGCGAUCUUUCUCACAGCAGCUCAAAAAUCGUCGAAAAGAGGUUCAAAUUUCCCAAUUUCUACGAUCCUAGUGGUGCAACUGUUGAAGAACUGGGCCAUCAUGCUGGUUAUUAUCAGAUUCAACACUCUCAUAAUGCUAGGAUGUUCUACUUUUUCUUUGAAUCACGUAACAGAAAAGAAGACCCUGUUGUUAUCUGGUUAACUGGAGGGCCUGGUUGCAGCAGUGAGUUGGCUCUCUUUUAUGAAAAUGGGCCAUUUAAAAUUGCAAACAACUUGUCCCUUGUAUGGAAUGAAUAUGGCUGGGACCAGGCUGCCAACCUCAUCUUUGUUGACCAGCCCAUUGGGACUGGAUUCAGUUACUCCACUGAUAGACAUGACAUACGACAUGAUGAAAGUGGGGUUAGCAAUGAUUUGUAUGACUUUUUACAGGCAUUCUUUACCAAGCACCCAAGUUUCGCAAAAAAUGACUUCUACAUCACUGGAGAAUCAUAUGCUGGCCACUACAUUCCUGCCUUUGCUGCUUGUGUUCAUAGCAAGAAUAAAGCUAAGAAAGGAAUUCAUAUCAACCUCAAGGGAUUUGCUAUUGGCAAUGGGCUGACUGAUCCUGCAGUGCAGUAUGAAGCAUAUCCUGAUUAUGCAUUAGAGAUGGGGUUGAUCAAGAAAUCAUCCUACAAUGUGAUCACUAAGAUGGUUCCUCUGUGUGAAACAGCAGUAAAACUCUGUGGUACAAAGGGUACAGUCUCCUGCAUGACUUCAUACCUUUUAUGCAACACUAUAUUUACAAGCAUUAGACUGCUAAUUGGUGAUACUAAUUAUUACGAUAUAAGAAAAAAGUGUGAGGGACGCUUGUGCUAUGACUUCUCAAACAUGGAAAAGUUCUUAAAUCAGGAAUCUGUUAGGAGUGCUCUGGGUGUUGGAGACAUUGAAUUUCAGUCUUGUAGCACCACGGUAUAUCAGGCCUUGCUUGUUGAUUGGAUGAGAAAUCUUGAGGUUGGCAUCCCAGCUCUUCUUGAGGAUGGAAUUCAGUUGCUUGUAUAUGCUGGAGAAUACGAUCUCAUCUGCAAUUGGCUUGGCAACUCAAGAUGGGUCCAUGCUAUGGAAUGGAGUGCGCAGCAAGAUUUUGUAGCAUCACCUGAGAUUCCUUUCGAAGUUGAUGGCUCUGAGGCAGGAAUACUGAAGAGCCUUGGUCCUUUGAGUUUCCUCAAGGUUCAUGAUGCUGGUCACAUGGUUCCUAUGGAUCAGCCGAAGGCAGCCUUAGAAAUGUUGAGACGAUGGACUAAAGGCUCACUUUUGCUAUCUACUUCUACGCCUCAAACUUUUGUUGCUUCCCAGUGAUACCUUCUGUUCAACUCUUCUAACAGGGCCUAUCGCAUGAAGAAAUGUUGUACUUGAUCUUUCUAGUGUUUUACGUAGCUUCUGCUGACUGCUUUGGUUUGGCAAUGGUGUAUUUUUGUGCAUUUCUUGUGCAAUUUUCUGAUUUUACCAGGGACUUGAAAAUGAUCUAAACAUGCAUACUUUGGCUAAAGUUGUUCUUUUGUAAACCUUCAAAAUAAAUGUGUAUAUGUUGAGAUAUUUGGGGAACGGAGGAAGUAUUUGAUUGUGUAUUCAAAGACUUUAUUAUUAUACGAGAUGUAUAUAAUGUCGUGCUUUUCUUAA
Messenger RNA from Chenopodium quinoa (quinoa), 1890 nucleotides. RefSeq names its product serine carboxypeptidase-like. The coding region runs from base 76 to 1569 and encodes 497 amino acids. Lineage: Eukaryota; Viridiplantae; Streptophyta; Magnoliopsida; Caryophyllales; Amaranthaceae. The transcript is spliced from 9 exons. Gene Ontology annotation, molecular function: serine-type carboxypeptidase activity. Gene Ontology annotation, cellular component: vacuole. Gene Ontology annotation, biological process: proteolysis. The record is from RefSeq and is a predicted model, not a curated record.